Molecule: messenger RNA, 1261 nt
Organism: Ictalurus furcatus (blue catfish)
Lineage: Eukaryota; Metazoa; Chordata; Actinopteri; Siluriformes; Ictaluridae
Gene: fhl5
Product: four and a half LIM domains 5
Exons: 6
Coding region: 333-1175 (280 amino acids)
Cellular component (GO): Z disc; nucleus
Molecular function (GO): transcription coregulator activity
Source: RefSeq, a predicted model, not a curated record
CAAAUCAAAUAAAUAAAUAAAUAAAUAAACAAACCCCAACCUUAAACGUUCGUGCUUUACGUCUGAUUUACACACGUAUAGAUUUGUUUCGGAUGAUUUCGAUGAUUCGUAACGCGCAGAAAGAGGCGUGGGGUUAUAGGGUUAUGGGAGAACCACCCAUAAAAGGUGUAGAUGGGAGUAGAUCAUUCUCCCCAGGGAUUUUAGCUAAUAAAAGGAUGGUAUUUAUAGAAGGUCUUUUCAAUGCAUCCUGUUAAUCUGUGACUAUCCAACUGUACGCCUGGACACCCCACACUCCACAGAGCGCAAGAGCAACUCUGAACACUACCCAAGCAAUGUCUACGGAACGAUUUGACUGCCAUUACUGCAAAGACUCGCUGCUCGGAAAAAAAUACAUCCUAAAAGAGGACACGCAAUACUGCGCCAAGUGUUAUGAGAACCUCUUUGCUAACUGUUGUGAGGGUUGCUCCUUACCAAUCGGGUGCAACAACAAGGAUCUCUCCUACAAGGAUCGCCACUGGCAUGAGAACUGCUUCAAGUGCGGCAGAUGCGGCCGCUCCUUAGCGGAGAAAGCGUUCGCCGCUAAAGACGAGCUUCUCCUCUGUACCGAGUGCUACUCCAACGAGUACUCGGCCAAGUGCGCUAACUGCGCAAAAACGAUCCUGCCAGGCUCGCGGAAAAUGGAGUACAAGGGGAACAGCUGGCACGAGACCUGCUUUCUGUGUCAGCGCUGCCAGCAGCCGAUAGGAACCAAGUCCUUCAUCCCCAAAGAUAACAGCUUCUUCUGCGUGCCCUGUUUUGAGAAGCAGUUCGCCUAUCAGUGCUGCUCCUGCAAGAAAGCUAUCACUACUGGUGGGGUGACCUACAACGAUAAGCCGUGGCACCGCGAAUGUUUCACUUGCAUCGGCUGUAAGAGACAGCUAGCAGGGCAGCGCUUCACCUCCCGAGAGAACUUCCCCUACUGUCUGGAGUGCUUCAGCAAUCUGUACGCUAAGAAGUGCGUCGGCUGCAGCAAACCUAUAACUAGUUUGGCAGGAGCGAAGUACGUCUCGUUUGAGGAGCGUCAGUGGCACAGCGAGUGUUUCACAUGCAUGCAGUGCUCCGUGUCACUCGUGGGCCGCGGUUUCCUCACACAGCGUGACAACGUUCUGUGCACCGACUGCGGACGUGAGAAGUGAUAUUGCGAAUGACAAACCAACAACAACAACAACAACAACAAUAACAACAACCCGGCACUGAUCAAAAGAUCAGUGACGUGUUCUUA